AUAUUGACCAGGAUGCAGCGAUUCCUAGUUUAAUAAAGAGGGGCAGCCGGUGCGGGCCACGUGUUUCCUCCUGGCCGUGAUUGGCGGCGCGUGUGAGCUCCACCACCACCACCACGUACUACCAGUUGCCGCCACUUGCUAUCAUCUCAAUACCCUCCUCAAUGGAACACAGCCAUUUUCAUAUUUUUUUUUGUUAUGUUAUGUGAUGUGUGACAGUGUAUGAGACUGAUACUUAUGUGGCUGUACAGUACUCAGAAAGAGAAGAAAAAUAAUGACGGUAAUAGAUCUCAGUGUGAUGAGGGAUGGGAGUCUGCGCGCGCACGUGUCACGUUCAUCUGGUGUGUUGGACUUGGGACCUGUUAGCCACAGCUGAGCAUCCCAGGACUCAGUUCCCGCGUGGAUAUUGACUAAGUGGGAGGCACGAGCCAGGCAACGUUCAGGGCGCCUCAGUGGACUCGACUCCCGAACAUGAUUCAUUUGCUUCACGCCGGUGCAGUUCCCUUGGGCUACGUGGGGAACAUGAGUGACACUUGUAUUACCAGCUGCCAUGAGGGCUGCAUGAGAGACACGAGCUGCCACUGCCUUGCCGGAACAGAGACAUUUCUUCUCCCAGACAUUGUGCUCAGCAACACCCCGCCACCCACCCCGGGUCACCAGAGCUGUGGCUGUGGUGAUGCCCAGCUCACCACAUCCCAGAUGCAUCCUCGGCCCUCACGUCCACUGCUUCCAGACACACCUGAAGCACUACCAGCGAAGGCCACUACCGAGGAAGAAGUUUGCAAGGCACGGCUGACUGAAGUGUUUGAUACAUGCUGCUCACUGCAGAGUCACCUCCCCCACUUCUCUCACCUGACAUGGACCACCGCAGCGUUGAGUAGCCAUGCCCACGCACACACCACAGAAGGAAGGCAGCAGCGAGAGGAACAGCAGUGGCGGCACAUUGGUGGCGACUUGCGCAAGGUCGCCGACCAUUUUGAGCUUGACACCGCAAAGGCAUGGAGGAAAAACAAGCCAUCGUGCUGCCCAAGCCUUCCAGCAGCCGUCAGCAGGUGUGUCGUGGCCUCUCUGAUCUGCCUGGCCUGGUGGAGACUUUAUAACAAACUCUAUUGACAUUCUGAGAUAGAGGAGUGCCUCCUCCUCCUCUAGGAGCCUCAAGGGUAUCUUCAGUCUGUACUGUAUCUCAUGUAGAAAGUCAUGGGAAUCGACAGACGUCGCGUGAGGCAGUGGCCAUCCCAGCACCUGCAGGAUAUCAGGCCUUUGAUUGCACAUGGGACGGUUGUGUUUACCGCAGCCUUGGUGACGUCAGUUAAGCGUCUGCCAUCACGUACAUCUCAGUUGGUACAGCACUAGUGUUGUUUCCAUUAUAAAUUUUUUAGGCUUUAAUAAUUUAAUUGUAUGUUAAGUGUUAAGUAAAACGUUGUGUACAAUUCGUAAUAGUAUAUGCGAUCCCACUGAAACGUGUGUACUCGCAUGUGAGUGAUGUAAAUAUUGUCAGAACCACAUGGGAGUCUUAAUGGGAAUUUUGGUGAUGGAACACAAGUCAUUGUUUGUGUUACAUACCCUUCAUGUCCUGAUGAAUGUCUUUCAGGUCACAAAAAGUCUGGUUAUUUUUGUAACCUUAGCAAGUGCACUAAACAUCUGCCCAAAGUCUUUCAGUCAUUAAAAGAUAAAUAUUUCCAACGAUGAAAUAUAUGUAUAAACUUACUUUUAUAUCUCGGCUGAAAAUAUAAUGGAUUUUAUAGUUUCUAUUUCAUUCUAUAAAAUUCACGUAUAUGUACGAGUACAUCAUUAUUUUUCUCGAUGUUUUCUUAAUAACUCCGUGAGAGGGACUGUGCAACAGGUAGAAAAAUAAAAAGUACAGUUGAGAUAAAAAUAGUGAUUGAAACAUGCUGGAGACAUGAAGGCCCCAUAUGAUUCCUCUUCAAAGUAAUGAUGAAAUUAAAAUGACACCAAAUCCCCCUGAUGCCCUCAGACAGCCUUGAGGGGCACCGUGCCUGCCUCUCCAGCCUGAGGUUUUCGUUCACUGCUUGACUACCGGUCUUUCAGAGGAAGGCUUACCUUCCUCCAUAUAUCUAAGUUUUAAAAUAUGUCUCAUGAACUCGAUGUCACGUCUUUCAAGUUAACUUUAAGGCUAGAGGGGAGCACUUGUCAGGAAAAAAGAAAGGCUUCAAGCCUGUGAGUGGAAGACGUAAUAACAUAUGCCAGCUCAGUUUUUGUAACAAGAACAGCAUUUUAAUCAAUGUUUGGCAUCUAAUGUCUUCAUUUAAAGAUUUUUCUCCUCAUCAUAUAUAUAUA
Messenger RNA from Scylla paramamosain (green mud crab), 2295 nucleotides. RefSeq lists its product as uncharacterized. The record is from RefSeq and is a predicted model, not a curated record. The coding region runs from base 469 to 1110 and encodes 213 amino acids. Lineage: Eukaryota; Metazoa; Arthropoda; Malacostraca; Decapoda; Portunidae. The transcript is spliced from 3 exons.